GUACCUUGGAUGAGCACACCAGAUGAUGGAAUUUCUCCCACAGACCGCAGCUACUCGACCAGGACUGUCUCCCUCAGAAAUUAGAUAAUAACUGCAGAGCAAGGAGACUAUACAGCAGGGGAGAUGUUCUGCGCGAAGCUGAAAGAGCUGAAGAUAUCUGGAGAGUGUCCAUUCUCCAGCGGCGCCAAAAAUAAUGAGCUCGGAGACUUUGAGGAGCGCUCAACUGACGCAGCGGAUUUAUUGCCUAUUUCUAAGGACGUGCACGGAAAAAUAGGGGAUGAUCUACCUCAACAGAAGACAAGCAGAGCCAAAGUUAACCUGCAUACACUUGGGGAGAGCAUACGAAAAUUGGUAUGUCCCGAGUUUCAAAGACUGCACACUGCCCUCCAACGAAUGAUGAAACUAUCAGAUCAAACCAGGGACUCUGAAAGUCCAAUAAUUUCUCACACAGACUGUCACAGUUGCACUGAUGAGCCGGAACAUUUAGUGGAAAUGAUGAACAUGUACUCAACCAAAACAGAAAUCCAGAUGGAAGAUUUGAAAGUUGCUCUUGGCGAGGAGCUCUUCAACAUGUGUUACGAGGAGGACAGACACAUUUUGAGGGUGGUGGGGGGAGCUCUCCACGACUUCCUCAACAGCUUCAAUGUCUUGUUGAAACAGAGCAGCACGCCGCCCAACCCGGACAGAGGAGAUUGUGUAAACCAAUCUUCGGUACUGUGCUUAGACAAGGAUGCAGGUCUGCUUACUGUCUAUUUCUUCAAUCCCCGCCCGACCACUGAGCUCUUCUUCCCUGGAGUCAUCAAAGCUGCUGCCCGCCUGCUGUAUCACACCACUGUGGAUGUGUUGAUUGACCCCGGUGGGGCAAAAGACAGCAUCUUGCAGUUCAGCCCGGAGUCGAGUCUUCUGUACACAGUUGUGGUAAAGGAUGCUAAACAUCUGAGCCCCAGUCCGCUGCGGGCUACCUCAGCUGGGACCCUUCCUAGCUCUCUGUUCUCCACCAUCUUCCCUUUCCAUCUGAUUCUGGACCAGGACUUGGUUCUGGUACAAAUAGGACACGGGCUCAGGAAGAGGCUGCUCAAGAAGGACGGACUGAGGAGGUCCUCUGCCUUCCAAGAAAAUUUUUCUAUUGUCUCUCCCCAGAUCAAAUGUAGCUUUCAAGGUAUUCUGACCAUGCUCAACACUCAGUUUAUCAUUCGGAUCAAGCAUGAAGUCUCCAUCACAGAUAACACAGGGAAGCUCAUGGACCUCAAGGGUCAGAUGAUCUAUGUUUCAGAGUCCAACGUCAUCUUGUUCUUGGGCUCACCGUGUGUGGACAAGCUGGAGGAGCUAACAGGCCGCGGCCUCUACCUGUCAGACAUCCCUAUUCAUAACGCACUGCGUGAUGUAGUGCUGGUGGGUGAACAGGCCAAAGCCCAGGAUGGUUUGAAGAAGCGUCUGGGGAAGGCCAAGGCAGCCUUAGAGCACGCUCACCAUGCACUGGAGGAGGAGAAGAAGAAGACAGUUGACCUCCUCUUCUCCAUAUUUCCUGGAACUGUGGCACAGCAGCUGUGGCAGGGCCAAACAGUGCGGGCCAAGAAGUUUGACCGAGUCACAAUGCUCUUCUCUGACAUUGUAGGCUUCACUGCCGUUUGCUCGCGCUGUACCCCGAUGCAAGUGAUAACCAUGCUCAGUGAGUUGUACACCCGGUUUGACCACGAGUGUGGAGAGCUUGACGUUUAUAAGGUGGAGACCAUUGGUGAUGCGUACUGUGUAGCUGGUGGCCUACACAAGGAGAGCGAGACUCAUGCUGUCCAAAUUGCACUUAUGGCCUUAAAGAUGAUGGAGCUUUCAAACGAAGUUAUGACGCCAACUGGAGAACAAAUACAGAUGCGUAUUGGCCUCCACACUGGUUCUGUACUGGCUGGUGUGGUUGGGGUGAGGAUGCCGCGCUACUGCCUUUUCGGGAACAAUGUCACAAUGGCCAACAAGUUUGAAUCCUGCAGCCUGCCGAGUAAAAUCCACAUCAGCCCAACAACCCACAGAUUGCUAAAGGAUCGGCCAGAGUUUGUCUUUGUCCCCAGGAGUCGACAGGAGCUUCCGGCCAACUUCCCAGAAGACAUCCCUGGUGUUUGUUACUUUUUGGAGGCGCCCUUCAAAAUUGACGCUGAGAGGAAGUCAAGCUGCUAAAGAGCCCAAAAACGUUAGAUAUGACGAAAUGUAAACGUAUACAUUGAACACAGUGCAAGCACUGUGUAUAUUUUGGUUGAGGUUGUUUAGAUAUUGAUGAUAUUGUCAAGCCUUUAAGUCAAACUCUUGGAGCUGCUUAAUUACAGACAUGUCAGUUUGCUGUCAAACAUGAGUCUUUUGUCUGUACAAAUACCCAUUUGUACAGUUGUAGCGCAGAGAAAUACUCACUUCCUUUAUGUUUCUUCCAGAAUUAGUCAGCUCUGCAUAUAGAUAUGAUGUAAAAAGUGGCUUUCUUCGACUGUUCUGUCAAUUUGAACAUUUAUUAAGAGAUACAACAUACAUAAAACAUGUGCUGAAUGUGACCAAAAUGGUAUUCUAUUGUUCAUGGCAAGUCCGUAGAUGAUUCUGGUUUUCUGUAAAGAAUUACAUAUGUUGUCUUGUAAUAUGACAGAGAAAUACAUUUUGAUCUUCAAAGAUAUGUUGCUAAACAAAUUGGUUUAUUUUAUUAUUUUCUGUACAUAUCUUGCUGGUCCAUUCAUACCUGUCUAUAACUGCUGGAAGCACCUUGGACUGUUUGUACGGAAGAAGAAAUCAAGAUUAAAACUCAGAUGACUGUGUGUUUCAGUGGAAAAUGUAAGGAAAAAUUAUUUGAAAAAGCUGAAGCAAAUGAUACAAUUAUUCAAAGAUUUAGGAGACAUACAGCCUUCUUAAACUGAGAUUCAUUCCUCUAAUCAAAUGAUGUGAUGCAGAACAGAUUUAGGUGCCUUAUGGGAACUAUCCAUGUGGGAUCACAGAUGUUUCAUGUUAGUUCUCUCUGCUUUUUGUUGUUGUUGACAUGGUUUAAUAUUAAUUUACAUGUCAAUUUAUUCCACAAGAUUGGGGGUCAAACUCCAUAUAUAUUUGUAAUAACAUGUAACUGAGACUUCCAUUUAUUAGACAUAGUGUUCAAAGAUAGUGUUUUCCUAAUACAAGUAAAAUACAUGUAUGUUUUACUCCCCCUCCCCCCCCCCCCCCCCCCAUUGUAGAGAUGUUUAUACUGUAUAACGUUGGGUUCAUAGUA
Pseudoliparis swirei is the source of this 3226-nucleotide messenger RNA. RefSeq names its product guanylate cyclase 1 soluble subunit alpha 1 (gene gucy1a1). Gene Ontology annotation, molecular function: heme binding; guanylate cyclase activity. Gene Ontology annotation, biological process: response to oxygen levels; cGMP biosynthetic process. The transcript is spliced from 8 exons. The coding region runs from base 124 to 2166 and encodes 680 amino acids. NCBI's taxonomy places the organism in Eukaryota, Metazoa, Chordata, Actinopteri, Perciformes, Liparidae. The record is from RefSeq and is a predicted model, not a curated record. Gene Ontology annotation, cellular component: guanylate cyclase complex, soluble.